Molecule: messenger RNA, 765 nt
Organism: Microthlaspi erraticum
Lineage: Eukaryota; Viridiplantae; Streptophyta; Magnoliopsida; Brassicales; Brassicaceae
Source: the annotation of a GenBank genome assembly
AUGUCUUCGGUAAAGCAAGCAUGUCAAGGAGUUUCUUGGUCUAUCACCAGAGGAAGACAUUCAAUUCUAAGGCUGCUUAAAGACUGUUUGCCUCCGGAGCUCCCUGCUACACUAAAUGGCGACCAUGAUAUUGUUCUUUGGAGAAACUCUCAAGAUUCUCCGCCUGGCGUUUUCUCGGCUUCAGCAUUGUGGGACUCGCACCAUCCGACUCCACCUUCUCUUUCUUGGACUAAAUCCGUUUGGUUUAAGGAUCGCAUUCCCAAGCAUGCCUUCAUCCUCUCGAUUGUCAUGAGGGACCGGCUUCUAACUAGAGAUCGGUUGAGAUCUUGGGGCAUUGCCGUUCCUGAUAAUUGCCUUCUCUGUGAUGUUUCGCCUGAAACAAGGAGUCAUCUUCUCACCGACUGUGCCUUCACAACAGAAAUUUGGAGAAGUUUCUUUGCACAUCUGGUCUUUAGGAUGCCUCAUUCAAUUGAUGACAUUGUUCUUUGGUGUCAUUCAUCAAUGGGAAAUGGGAAAGUAAACUCGAUCUGCUUGCUCUUGGUUCAGACAAUUGUUUACUGCUUAUGGAGGGAGAGAAAUGCGAGACUCCAUGCUUCGGCGGAUAAGCCAGUUCAUGUCCUGAUUAAGGAAAUCAAUCUUCUUCUUACAGAAAAACUGUUCGUGAUGGAUCGCUCAACAGCUCUUCGUGCUCCUUCAGUAAAUUCCACUGCUGCAUCACAACAAAACUCUUACCUAUACACCUGGUUCCAAUUCUUCCAACAUUAA